AAUUUCUUGGUUCUAAUAAUUCUCCGAAAUGGCAACUCGUAAACGUAGAGCGAAGGAGGUAGAGAAAGAGGAAGUGAAAGUUACUAAGAGAGGAAGAAGAGUUAAGAAAGUUAAUUAUGAUGAUAUCUUCUCUGAGAGUUCAUCUUCAGAAGAGAUGAUAGAUACUAGGAAAAGGAAACAGGAGGAUUCAGAUCAGGAAUUUAAUGUGGAUGUUGGACCACAAGAGUCAUCUUCUGAGGAAUCUGUGUAUUCAGAGAAUUCAGAGCCUGGCAAUGAUCUUGCUAAUGAGGGAUCUGUUGGAAAGAAAAAGAAGCUACAAGCUAAAGGAAAAACUAAGGCAUCAAUCAAAAAUCCUAAAGAAGAAAUCAAGAUGAAGGCUAAUGAUAGCACGACCAAUGUCUCAUGUGGCGGCUUUUCCCGUUCUAGUAAUCCAAUGAUUCCUACAAUCAUCAAAAAUCCAAGAACUCCGAAGAAAACUCCAUUUGGCUUGGAUGAAGAUGUGGAAGAAAUUGAUGGACAAAAAGUGCCGGAUUUUAUCAGGAAAGAGUUUAUUAGGGACAAAAACCUUAAAAAACCUGAUGAUAUUGAGUACGAUCCAUCAACUGUCGAUAUUCCAAAAGAGAUGUACGAUAAACUAACUCCAAUGCAGAAGCAAUAUUGGGACAUCAAAAGAGAUCACUUUGAUAGUGUGGUCCUCUGGAGAAAAGGAGAUUGGUAUAUUGUGCUCUAUCAUGAUAUCCAUGCUCUCAAUUCUACUUCUGAUAGUCUUCCAAGGACUUUUCAUAAUGAGCCUGGGUUUUAUCAGAACAAAUGAGAUCAUUAUAUCUCAGAACUGAUUAAAAAUGGAUACAAAGUUAUCAGAGUAGAACAGACCGAAACUCAUGAGCAAAUGAAGCAAAGAGUAGCUGAAAGAAAGAAGGAAAUUCAAAAGAAAGGAAUCAAGAAAGAUAAAAUAAAAAAAUCUGACCCUGUCCUUGAAACUUGUGUUGGGAGAGAAAUAGCUGCUAAGUAUACAAAAGGAACCUAUCAGAAGCCAGUUCCCAUUGCAGACUUCCUUGAAGGGAAAGAAGAUAAUGAUGAAGAACUUGAUACAAAAUAUGUGCUCCUCUAUCUAUACGAUGAGGAGAAGAAUACAUUUGGGGUGACAUACUUUGAUAUUACUACUCUCCAGUUUUCUAUUGGUCAAUUUCAAGAUGACUCUAUGAAAAACAAAUUCAGAACACUAAUCACAAGAAUUCGACCUGUAGAGGUCUUAUGUGAGGCAAAGUUUAUGAAGUCUGAUAUGAGCAAAAUGCUGAGAAGUUCACCUAUUCCUCCAACCUUUUCUAAUAUCACUGCUCAAGAAAAGAUUGACUAUCUUGCAUCAAAAGAUAUUAUUGAGUUCUAUCUAAAAUCAGAGUCAGGAAAAAUGCCGAAGUUAAUCCAGAAAGCGAUGGAGAAUAGCGAUGAUUAUUCACUUGCCCUAUCAGCCCUUGGAAAUUCUAUCAAAUACUUACAAUUCCUUAUGAUCGCAGACAAGACUGUUCCUCUAGCUGAGUUUUAUGAGUACUCUCAUGAAAGAAGUACAACAUUAGGAGAUCGUCAGAAAAAUUCAGCAAUGAUUUUAGAUGCUCAGGCUCUUGAAAACUUAGAGAUACUUGAAGUCCAAGGCAAGCUGUCAAGGAUUCAUGAAGGAUCUCUUCUCCACCACGUAGAUAGGUGCUCUACUAAGUUCGGUAAAAGACUUCUCAAGAAAUGGAUAUGCUCUCCUCUUUUUGAUGACAAGAAACUUAUUGGAAGACAUGAUGCUGUUGAGUAUCUAGUUAAGCAUGAUACUCUCUUGAAUAAAUUCAAAAAGAAGAUGAGGAAAUAUGCAGAUCUAGAGAGAUACCUUUGCAGAAUUUAUAAAUACAGUAUCAGCACAAAUUCAAACGCAAUAUAUGUAAAUGAGAACUCACUGAGUAGACUUGAUGAACUUUAUAUUUUGCUUUCUCAAUUAGAGGAUAUUACAAAGGACAUCUCUGAAAUCUUUGGAGAUCACAAAGAUAUCUCCGCUCAUAGGCUAAAGGCUUUGGUUACCUUCCAACCAAGAGAGUAUUCCAAAGGCUUUGGAACCAAAAAGAUAAAGAAGAAGAUCAAAAAUAAGUACAAGAAAGAGGAGACUAAAGUAAUUCCAAGAGAGGAAUCAAAGCAAGAGAUCAAAGAUGGAGACAUGAAUGCUGACUCAGAGGAAGAUGAAAAGGAAGCUCAAAAAUAUAAAGAUGAAUUAAACAACCGGCUUGAAAGUGAUGGGAUUCUGCCAGAUAUUAGACCAGAACUUGAAACUUUCAGGAAAGUGAUAACUUGGAAGACUAUUGGAAAGAAAAAAUUUCCAGAGCCUACUAAAGGACUCAGUGAGGACUUUGAUAAUGCUAAUGAGAAAGUAGAACAAUUAAAAGCAUCGAUUUCAAAUUGAUUAGAAAAGGCUAGAAAAGAACUGAAAAACAAAACAAUGAAAUUCAAUACGGCAUCUAAAGCAAAUAGAUUUGAAUUCGAGCUUCCAAUAUCAAGAAAGGAGAAUCUUCCUUCAGAAUAUUUUGUCACUAGUAAAUCAAAGAAAUUUGUGAGGUUUCAGAAUGACGAACUUAAAGAUCUUGUUGAUGAUCUUGUAGAAGCAGAAGAUGCUCUACAAGAUGCAAUUUCUCCUUUCCUUGCCAAACUCUUCAGAAAAUUCUACAAAAAGCAAUAUCUCUGGUCCGACUUCGUCUCCUGCAUUGCUGAACUCGACUGCCUCAUCAGUCUCGCAAUUGUGUCCAAGUUCGAAGAUGACAUGGUUAAGCCAGUUGUCAUCCCAAGAUCUUGUGAUGCAUCAGACAGACCCAUUCUUGAACUGCAAGGUGUCAAACAUCCUUGUGUGUCGAAGAUGCUCAAAGGCGACUUCAUUCCCAACAAUGUCAGCCUAGGUGGAGACAGUCCGCUUGUCAACAUCAUCACUGGUCCGAACAUGGGUGGCAAGUCAACGCUGCUCAGACAGACUUGCAUUGCCAUCAUCAUGUGACAGAUCGGGUGCUUCGUGCCUGCAUCUUCAUGCAGAAUGACAUUGUUUGAUAGGAUUUUCACACGAAUCGGAGCCAGUGACAGGAUUCUCGAAAACAAAAGCACGUUCUUUGUCGAAAUGGAAGAAACCAAGACCAUCGUUGAGCAGUCUACACCAUACUCGCUUGUGAUCAUGGAUGAACUUGGAAGAGGCACUUCAACUUUUGACGGGUACAGCAUUGCACAUGCAGUGCUGAGUUACCAGGUGAAGCAGAAUCAGUGUCUGACUCUGUUCACAACCCACUACCACAUGCUAGUCGACUCUUUCAAAGACGAGGCUGAAGUCGAGAACUACAAAAUGAGUUGUGAAGUUGACUCUGAGACGCAUGAUGUGACUUUCUUGUACAAGUUCGAGAAGGGGUACGCAAAGGAGAGUCAAGGAAUUUAUGUGGCAAAGAUGGCUAAGAUACCGCUAAGCAUAUGUGAAAGAGCAAAAGUAAAAUGUGAUGAAUUCAAUGAUGGCUUAAAAGAGCUUGAAGUGAAAUGCAAAAUAAGAUCAAAGAGUAAAACUGAUAUUUAA
This is a messenger RNA of Moneuplotes crassus, 3574 nucleotides long. The record is from the annotation of a GenBank genome assembly. Lineage: Eukaryota; Ciliophora; Spirotrichea; Euplotida; Euplotidae.